AUGACACAAGCUCUUUCACUCGACAAUCUACUCGCAGAUUUUGAAGCUGAGAACUUUGAGAAGGAGCCACUAUCAUCUGUCCCUCCAACGCUACGUGGCUAUAAUAUGAUCUGGAAACUCUGGGAGGACUAUCUUGCACGACUUAAUGAUGUUAAUGUGAAACCAACUCUAAGAGUUCUUAAAGGGUUUUUUACUAUGCUUGCAAAGGAACGGUCAGGCUUGUUAGGCAAGCGUCUUUCUAUAAAGACACUGAUUCAAUAUACAAUUCGGUUCAAAUCAGUAUAUGAACGAAAGCAUAAUGAAGAGCUUGAAUCAAUGCAAGAGCUCCGCACUUUCAUAAAGACUAGUCUAGCAAAAAGCCUGGGUUUGAGUACAAAAACCCGCCCGAAGCCUAUCGCUAGUCUCAACGAUUUACAAGACAUACUCGGAUAUCUUUGGAUGAACGAUCCUCUCAACUUCCUAUACGAACGUGCUAGAGUUCAGAUCGCUCUAUUGAUCUUGAUACUUGUAUACACAGCAUCACGCCCCGGUGCUGUUAUCGAGUCACAUGCUUAUUAUAUGACUGGACAGUCUAUGCGAUAUAAGGAUAUAAAAUUUACUCUACAGCAAAGUCCGGACGGCGGUCGCCCAUUGAUGAGCAUUUUGUUCACAUUCAACCUCAGGAAAAAUGAGCGGGAUGAUGAAGGAGAGGUUUAUAAGCAACAGUUAUUUGAGGAUCUGGCAUCUAGAGAUAUGUGUCCAAUCACACUGUUUCUUGCUCUGGCUUUUGCCGAUGAUGCGUUUGAAACAGUAAAGAAUAUUGAGGAAUUAUAUGAUCCGAGUAUAUGUUCUGCAAAGUACAUCGAUGUAAAAUUUAAGGAAAGUGUUUUGAACAAACCUCUUUUCCGGAGUAACCGAUCGAUGGAGCCAACUCUGGACGCUGAGUCGUUGACUUACCAAGCGUUCAAUCACUCACUGAGGAAAGUCGCACAACGUGCAGGCUUCAAGGAUAUCUUUACAUCUUAUGUGAUAAGACGUACUUCAGCUAACGUUUUGAAUCAGCAUGUCACAUCGGCGGAAAGAGGCAAAAUACUCGGACAUUCGAAUGACAAAGUUUUCCAAAAUAGCUAUCUAGCGUCUCAUUCCGGUAUCGAUUUACAAAGUCUAACCGUUGGGCAAGACCAACGUACACAACAAAUCAACUUUGCUCGUAGCCUCAACUCAAAUCGUGGUACACCAUUGGGUCUAAUAACCAAGGAAUUCGUUGAGAUCGUUGCCAAGGACCCUGAAAUAACUGCUGCGAAGAAGCGGAUCGAAGACGCACGAAUAGAGGGCUGUGAAAUGAAGAUUAAAAAUGAAGUCAAAAGACUAUGCAACACGCGAAGGGAAGUGGUCAAAAAACAUGCACCGGAAAUGCAUUUUGAACAGAUAAUGGGGACGAGAUUUAUGCCAACGUUGAGGACGAGCAUAAUUGGUAUGCUUUAUGGUAAGGAAGAUGAUUUGCCCCACAGAUCAGACUUGGUAAGAAGUCUACAAGAACUGUGUCAAAGUAUGGGAAAGGACGUAUCAAAUUAUCGCUGCCAAAAUCCGAGUUGCAGACGCUCUUCUGUCCCAUUUCGAUGUCAAUGGGAGCUUUUCCGUCAUAAUGAGAAGGGAUGUCAAAGGUCAAGCAUGCCAAACGAUCUUAAGUUCAGUAUGACUGCGGCUUCGUCACCAACACUGGAUUUCCAGAACUUUCUUUUCCAAGAUCCUUUGUUCAAUGUUGCUGGGAUUAGCAAUAUGUCACCAAACCUGGACUUUCAGGAAUUUCUUCUUCCGGAUCCUGUUACUGGGGACUUUCUAUCAAUGGUAGAUUUUCCCGAUGUUCUUCUUCUCGAAGAUCCUCCAAACACAACUGAGAAGUUUUCAUCUAAUACAGAGAAUAACCUUUCAUCUAUUACAAAGAAAAGUUCUUCUACGACUUCCCUAUUGUGCCCACAGACUACUUGUCCCCGUCACAUCAAGCCACUUGCAUCCAAACGGACUUUGAAGGCUCAUAUGAGCACUCAUACUCGUAUCAAUCGAGAUCAUCUCCUGUGUGCUCGGCACGAUUGCAGAUGGCAUCGCAAUAUUUGUCCAUUUAAAACUCAAACAGGAUUCGAUGCACAUAUGAAGUAUCAUGAGAAAGAAGAUCGGAAAUCUGUGGAAGAAAGUCCGGCAGAGAUUUUGAGUGUAUGCGAUGAUGAGAUCAUGGGAAGCGUUUGA
Messenger RNA from Botrytis sinoallii, 2223 nucleotides. RefSeq lists its product as uncharacterized. Gene Ontology annotation, molecular function: DNA binding. The transcript has 6 exons. The coding region runs from base 1 to 2223 and encodes 740 amino acids. Gene Ontology annotation, biological process: DNA integration; DNA recombination. NCBI's taxonomy places the organism in Eukaryota, Fungi, Ascomycota, Leotiomycetes, Helotiales, Sclerotiniaceae. The record is from RefSeq and is a predicted model, not a curated record.